This is a messenger RNA of Halichondria panicea, 988 nucleotides long. RefSeq names its product ephrin type-B receptor 2-like. Lineage: Eukaryota; Metazoa; Porifera; Demospongiae; Suberitida; Halichondriidae. Bases 1 to 765 code for a protein of 254 amino acids. Gene Ontology annotation, cellular component: plasma membrane. The record is from RefSeq and is a predicted model, not a curated record. The transcript is spliced from 5 exons. Gene Ontology annotation, molecular function: protein binding.
AUGGCUUGCUGUGCUCCCAACUCUCACCCCACCCCCUCUCUCACCUUCAGAGCUCACAGUGCCACUGAUGGAACUACUGGUGAUGAAGGAUGUGAGCGCAACGUAAGGUGUGAGUGUGAUGCUGGGUACAGACUGAAUGUAGAUGGAACAGGAUGUCAAGGUUGCCCUGCUGGAACUUAUCGCUCUCUGACUGGUUUCCAAGAGAGCUGCGCCUUUUGCCCUAAGAAAACAGCAUUAGAUCUGGAGUUUGCUCCAAUUUGUAGCUGUAUAAAUGGAUUCUUUAGAGACGAGGACACUAACGAAGGCCCUGGAGUGGAUUGUACAACUCCCCCUGGUCCAGUAACUGACCUCAAAACAACCGCCAACACUUCCACUAGUGUUACACUCGAAUGGACCAGACCUGAGGUCAUCGGAAGAGAUGACUUCUACUACACAUAUCAGAUCUUUGAUCCCGACCACAUUUUACCUGACACUCCUAGGAGAUUGUCUUUCACUGCAUCAUCACCAAAAAUAACAUACACUGAAGAUCGUUUGCGGCCUGUGACACCUUUCACGUUUAGAAUCAUUACCCAUAAUGGAGUCAGUGAUGAGGACAAGGAAAAUGCAGCCUUGAGAAAAGUUGAGCUUGUAAUAAAGACCAGAGAAGGUGUACCGAGUGCACCGAGAGAUGUCAGGGUGUUCACCGAGGUAGUGGUGUGGGGACCUCCUCAGAAUCCAAACGGCAUUAUUACCGGCUAUGAAGUCAAGUUAGUGACUCUUUCUUAAGGUCAGAAAGUGUCAACAAGGAAGCUUCAGAGAGCUAUCACAUCAUAAGUGAUACUGAUCUCAGCCGCCUGCAAGAUUCCAUUCAAGUUGAGGUAAGAGCAAAGACAAGAGCUGGGUUCGGAGACUAUAGCUUUCCUCAAAGUGUACCUCGUGGUAGCAUUACCACUACUACUUCGCCCCCUUGUCCAACAGAACUUCCCCCACCCCCACCCCCACCCCCUUG